AUGAAUUCUCUUUCUCAUGGAUUUUCCGUGAAAUCUGCGGUAGCGGCUGCGGAUAAUUUAAAGAUCAUCAUUUCGGAUGGAUUUAUGAAAGGAUUGGAUUCUCUCGUCGUACCUGAUAAGAACCAGUUCCAACAUAUUCUUCGUUUAUUGAACACCAAUGUUGAGGGUAAAACCAAAGUAAUGUUCGCCUUGACGGCCAUCAAAGGUGUUGGUCGUAGAUAUUCUAAUAUUGUAUGCAAAAAAGCAGACGUCGAUUUACGCAAACGAGCUGGUGAAUUAACUAAUGAAGAAUUAGAAAGGAUCGUAACGAUCAUUCAAAAUCCAACACAAUUUAAGAUUCCAAACUGGUUCUUAAAUAGACAAAAAGAUAUAGUUGACGGAAAGUAUUCUCAGAUUCUUGCCAAUGGAUUAGAAUCUAAAUUACGUGAAGAUUUAGAAAGAUUGAAAAAGAUUAGAGCUCAUCGUGGUUUAAGACAUUAUUGGGGUCUUAGAGUGCGAGGUCAACAUACUAAAACUACUGGUAGACGUGGUAGAACUGUUGGUGUAUCCAAGAAGAAAGGUUAG
Funneliformis mosseae is the source of this 564-nucleotide messenger RNA. The record is from the annotation of a GenBank genome assembly. NCBI's taxonomy places the organism in Eukaryota, Fungi, Glomeromycota, Glomeromycetes, Glomerales, Glomeraceae.